CAGACAGACAGCAGAGAGGGCGCAGAUUAUCUCCCGGGGUUUAUCCACACUUCUCGGUCGCAGCUCGUCAGAUUUCUUUUGCCCAGGACGAAGAACAACAUGGCUUUAACCCAAGAAUCCAUAUUGUCUUUUUUAUUGGAGCACGGAGGGAAAGUUAAGAACUCGGAGCUGGUGAACAAUUUCAGGAGUGAGAUCAACUGCAGUGAUCCCGCGGAAAAGCAGCACAAUAGAGACCUUUUCAAGAGGCUGGUGAACAGCGUGGCUGUGGUCAAACAGAUCGACGAGGUGAAGUUUGUGGUGGUGAAGAAAAGGUACCAGGACUUCGUCAAAGACGGAGCGCAUGAUGCGCACAAAACUCAGAUGGUGGACACUUUCCACAGCACGAGCUUUUCGUCCACACACAGAGACGAGGCGGACAGCGUGAUUUAUUCAGAUAUUCAAAACAACAAUGUAGACUUUUCACAAAACAUAAACUAUAAUAACAGUUAUGGUGAUGCCAAACGUGUGUCUGUGGGGAAGGGAGGGGGCUCUUUUAGCACUGCUGUGGACACGAGCACUGUCAAAGUCCUGAACAUCUCUGCAGAUCAUGUGAGCAGAGCAGGGAAAUCUGGAGCUGUGUUUGCUGUCAUAGCAGUAAAAUCCCCAACAAGAGACUGUGAUCCAGUAGCACGAGAUGGAUCACAUUUGCGUCAGCAGAAAGCUUUGGAAAGUGAAGCUUGUGUGAUGCCAACUCUCACCUCUCCUGCUUGUAAGAGGGAUGCACUGAAUGACAACCAGUGCCGUAAAACGCCCAGACAUACAGAGGACACCCACCCACCAGGGUUUUCACCGGUGAGGCCCCAAAGUAGGACCUUGAGACCAGCAGCAGAUGAUGCCAAGUACUCUGAGUCUGUGCCUUUGGAGCCAUUAGCUCAUGAGUGGUUGGUGAAGUGUGCUGCUGGACUGUGGGGACAAAUCCACGCUUUGCUGCUGCGGGACACACGGUUGGCACAAAAGAAGGACUUCAUGUCUGGCUUCACAGCACUACACUGGGCCGCCAAGGACGGCAACAGUGAGGUGAUACGUAAGCUGAUGGACGUCUCCAGGAGAAGAGGCACUGACCUCAACGUCAACAGCAAAACCCAUGGAGGGUACACGCCUUUACACAUCGCGGCCAUGCACGGACACACUGAGGUGAUGGUUUUGCUUGUGCAAAGGUAUGGGGCGAGUGUUAAUGAAAGGGACAACGCAGGCAAGAAGGCCUUCCACUACCUGGGUCAAGGUGUGUCAGCUGACACCAGAGCACUUUUGGGGGGACUGCAGCAGAGCAGGUUCGGGGAGAAGACGGGGGAGGACGAUUACAGGGAUCACAGCAAAGGCUUCAGCACUAUUAGUAAACUGUUCCAGCCUCACAUGGGGAGGAAACACAAGACAGCAACAAAGUGUGCUCAUGACUGGUGAGAAUCAUCAAGCUGUGAGACAAACUGUUGAAGUUGUAAAAGAUAAUACUGCCUUCAUUUGUAUAGUUAUGAUAAUAAUCAACAACUAUUGUUUAAUAUGCUGUUGCUCACUUUUCAAAACGUGUCUCUCACUUCUGGAUUAAAUAUUUAUGACUGGUAUUUACAAUCUGAUUAUGUUCUUUCAGUGAUUUAUCACCCUGUAGUAGUUAUACUGUAUAUAUGUUCAUUACUGGAUUUGUUUGAUAAAUCUUUAAAUAGUUGAGGAAGUGUACGACAGGACAGACCAUUCCUCAGAAACAUUUCUGUACAACUGAACUAUUCCAAUCAUUUUUAAAAAAAAAUCAAAUCAGUUAUUUAAAGAAAACAUGAAAAUGUUUAAUGUAGAAUUAACUGAUGUCGACUUUAACAGUUUGAGAGGAUAUCUCUGUACUUCAGUAAAAUCAGUGGGGCACUAAGUGGGGCCAGUUGCAGGCGAGUGGUCAGGUUAGUGGAAUGUCUCCUUUAUCAGGCUCUUUGUGAACUUGAGGUUUUAAUGGAUGAGCUUCCCUUCGUGAAACCACAUGGGGCCCCUUUUUGGAUUGCUGUGGUGGAAAACACAAAACCACAUAGUAAUCGUUCAGUACAACUAAGUUCAACACUAAGAAGCUGAUCUUUGAAAAAAACAAACAAACUGUGGUUUUCAAACUUCUUCAAAAUCAACUGUACAAACAUAACUUAUGUGGAACCCAAACACAGAUUUACUCAAUCACAGUUUAAUGUUUGAGUGACUGAAUAACCUUCAUAUAUCACAUAUGCACAGAAAGUUUUAAUCUUCUUCUGACCCAGAGAGUUAAAAUCCCUGAUGACACAAACAGAGUUGAAUCUCAGACAAUGAAGCCACAAGUGAAACUGCACCAGAACAAUGUGCUUUGUCUUGUUAUAUGGAAAACAAGCGGUGUGCAGCAGCAACAACAGACAGCUGCACUCAUCAGCAACUAUAUUCAUUAUAAUCCUUAUCUGUUUUUUAUCACACAACAAAAACUUUUCUUGCAAAGUAUGCUCUGCGAAUGGAAAAGGAAAAGCAGCACAGGGGAGGUUUCCUAUCUAUUAUUUGAUCCUCUGGACAAAGUUUCCAAACUUCAGAGUCUUUUCAACAAUAGUGUGAUGUGGUCCAGGUCCUGUGUCAUUUCCUGUGAGAGCAAAAUGCUCAAAUGUGUGGUCAACUAACAGUAGCAGCAAAACAGAAAAAGAGAUUGUGUUUAUGUAGCUUUAUGUUUUAUCUGAAGUCCAUCUGGACGUUUAAAAAAAAAGACUUCGCCACACAAAACAAAGGCUUGUGCUGAACAAAUUAAACUGUACAUUGCUGGUAAAUUAGUUUGCUUGUUGUUAGAGGAUUAAGUGCUGAUAAAACCAACUCUGGUAGGUCAUUUAUCCAUUCUAUGAUAGUACCAACUGAAUAUUUAAAUACUUGAGAUACUUGAAGGUUAGCUGGUAGAGAAUUCAUUGUGGUCCUUUCAGUUGUAGUUUAUAAUUAAAGUCAGUAGAGGGCAAUCCACUACCAUCAUCACAGAAUUCAGCCACGCAAAGGUUGUUUUUUACCCUGAUACUAGUCAGUAUUAGUAGACAAAACAUGAAACUAUGGGCUCAAGAUUGUAAAAAAACAACAUGCCAAAUAAGAAAGUGCAAAGUUAACACAGGUAACAUGGCAGAAAUUAAUAUAAUAUGAUUAUUAUUUAUGGUUGUAUGACAACUUUCUGUUUUUCAUCUAUCGUAGGGGGUUCUAUGGGUUCUACUAGCAUAGAACCUACAGCACUUAAGCACAGUGAAUGUCAUAUAAUUUAAGACUUUUACUUAAGUAAUAUUAUAAGAUACUGGUAAGAUACUUG
Solea senegalensis (Senegalese sole) is the source of this 3304-nucleotide messenger RNA. RefSeq names its product sosondowah ankyrin repeat domain family member Ab (gene sowahab). NCBI's taxonomy places the organism in Eukaryota, Metazoa, Chordata, Actinopteri, Pleuronectiformes, Soleidae. The coding region runs from base 100 to 1440 and encodes 446 amino acids. The record is from RefSeq and is a predicted model, not a curated record. The transcript has a single exon. Gene Ontology annotation, molecular function: protein binding.